AUGGCACAUUACAGCGAAACACCAUUAACACCAUUACAUUUUUUAAAGAGUGAUGAAAUAUUAUUUUGCAUUUAUGAAGAAUUUGAAAAUGAUGAGAGUGCAGAUCAAAAUGAGAAAUUAAUUUACUUUUAUCCAGAUAUUCCUCAUGUUAAUAAUAUGAUGAAAGUUAAUUUUGGUGGUGGUAUUCAUUCAAUGUCAGGUAUUAGUGGUGAUUUCUUCACUUCAUCACCAAUCGAUUAUAUCACAUUAGAAAGACAUGUCCUAUCAUUAAAAUUAGUUGAUCGUUAUACAAUGGUAUUAUGCACUGAUAUCGAUAUUGCACCAUCAACAGUUUCAAAUCAUUUAAAUCAUAUUUAUAAAGCUUUAACUUUUUUUUAUAAAACUUUAGGUACAAUUUCUAAAGAAAAAAAGAAACUCGAAUUCGAAUUAAAUGAAUUAAUGCAAAUUGUAACAAACAAUAUAUAUAAAAAUAUAAUGAAUCCUUUUAAUCCAUUACCAUAUACACCAUUACCAAAUAGAUCACAAAGAUUUUUUAUACAAGCAUCACAUUUAAUUGAUAGUAUAUCACAAAAUGAUCAUUUAGGAGGUGCAAUAUUCUUUAGAAAUACAGUAUUAUAUAGUAAUUUCGAAUUGAAAACUACAACUAAAUUCAUAUUGGAUAAAAUUGAAUAUAGUAGAAAGAAUGCAACUAAUCCAUUAAUAUUACAACAACAAUCAUCACAACCACAAUCACCAUUACAAUCACCAUUGAACAUGUCAAGUUCAUCCUCUGGUUUAGGUAAAGAUAGUUCUUCAAAUAUUGGUGGUUUAAAUUCUGGUGGUUCAAAUUUAAACAAUUCAAAUAAUUCAAAUGGUAAUGCACCACCACUUUACAUUCCUGAAGAUUAUCAUCAAACUGUUUAUAUAUCACCACAGGAAUAUACAAAUUUAAAAAAUAAACAUAUUAAUACUGAUAUAAAUCAAAAUCAAAAUAAUGUUUUUAAUAUAAAUAAUGUACAACAACAUCAUCAUCAUCAUCAUCAUCAAUCAAAUAAUAGUUAUAAUAAUUAUAAUAAUUAUAACAAUAAUAAUAACAAUGAUAAUGAUAAUAAUAAUAAUAAUAAUAAUGAUAAAAAGAAUGAAACAGAAUAUAUUGCAGUUAAAUUAUUAAUAAUUUAUUGGACAGAUUUAACUAUUGCAUUAUUAACAGAUAUAAAUCCAAAUACACAAUUUACAAUUCAUUUAGAAUUUAAUAAGAUUAGAUUGAAUCAUAAUAAUCGUAUAUUACAACUAUCAAAAGAUUUAGAGCAAUCGUUUGACAAUAGACCUUCACCACCAACAAUAUUACACAGUACAACCAUUUCACCAUCGAAUGGAUUUCAUUUCUUAUCAUAUGAUUCUCUAACUAGUAUGGCUGUAUCUGGUGGUGUUUCAACAACAAAUGAAGAGAAUUUCAUAAACACUUGUACUGUAGUUCAUGAUACUUUUCUUGAAAAUCCUGAUACAACUCAAAUGUUUUUAAAGAAUCAACAUGGUGAAAUCUUUUGUAAGAAACAAUUUGGUCGUGAAGUUUAUUAUCAACCAAAAGUAAUCUAUUCAAAUAAUAGAUUUUUAGAGAAUUCUGAUUUAAUCAUUCAAACUCAUUUAAAAGAUCAUAAUAUUAAUAUAUUAUAA
Molecule: messenger RNA, 1653 nt
Organism: Dictyostelium discoideum AX4
Lineage: Eukaryota; Evosea; Eumycetozoa; Dictyosteliales; Dictyosteliaceae
Exons: 3
Coding region: 1-1653 (550 amino acids)
Biological process (GO): vesicle-mediated transport
Source: RefSeq, a predicted model, not a curated record